Nannospalax galili (Upper Galilee mountains blind mole rat) is the source of this 810-nucleotide messenger RNA. It is a transcript of the gene Ndufs7, whose product is annotated as NADH:ubiquinone oxidoreductase core subunit S7. The transcript is spliced from 8 exons. Lineage: Eukaryota; Metazoa; Chordata; Mammalia; Rodentia; Spalacidae. Bases 115 to 762 code for a protein of 215 amino acids. Gene Ontology annotation, molecular function: 4 iron, 4 sulfur cluster binding; NADH dehydrogenase (ubiquinone) activity; quinone binding. The record is from RefSeq and is a predicted model, not a curated record. Gene Ontology annotation, biological process: mitochondrial respiratory chain complex I assembly; aerobic respiration; electron transport coupled proton transport.
GGAACAAGUGAUCUCCGGGUGCUGGUUUCCCCUCGUGCCGAUUUGGGUGAUGGACCGAGUAGCGGGAGUGCUAGGGAAACGGACAGCAAAGGUUGUCUGAAGGCCGAAGCCAAGAUGGCGGCUCUGGCGGCUCCUGGCCUGCUCUUUGUGCGGAUCCUGAGGUCUGGUGUAUGCACAGUGGCACCGGUGUGCAGUGUCCACCACAGUGUGGCCAUGGAGGGCCCAAGCAGCUCACAGCCUGCCCUAUCCAAGGCCGGAGCUGUGGUUCCCAAACCCUCCAGCCUUCCCAGAAGUCGUGCUGAGUAUGUGAUAACCAAGCUGGAUGACCUUAUCAACUGGGCCCGCAGGAGCUCCAUGUGGCCCAUGACCUUCGGCCUAGCAUGCUGCGCGGUGGAGAUGAUGCAUAUGGCUGCACCACGCUAUGACAUGGACCGCUUUGGAGUGGUGUUCCGGGCCAGCCCUCGCCAGGCUGAUGUGAUGAUCGUGGCUGGCACACUCACCAACAAGAUGGCCCCUGCACUGCGCAAGGUGUAUGACCAGAUGCCAGAGCCACGCUAUGUGGUGUCCAUGGGGAGCUGUGCCAAUGGUGGGGGCUACUAUCACUACUCCUAUUCAGUUGUGCGAGGCUGUGACCGCAUUGUCCCCGUGGACAUCUAUGUGCCAGGUUGCCCACCCACGGCAGAGGCGCUGCUCUAUGGCAUCCUGCAGCUGCAGCGGAAGAUCAAGCGGGAGCAGAGGCUCAAGAUCUGGUACCGCAGGUAGAAAGCCUCAUGCAGGAUCCCAGUGUGAAUAAACCCAACUGAACCCUGA